ACAGGUGCGCAUUUAUCACUAUCGGGUUGUAUGGCAGAUAAAUUAUUAUUUUUUCUCGAUUAUUUUGCAUUUAGUAUUAUUAUUUUGUAAAAAUUACAGAUGUGGUUAAUAUUAAUUAUGACACUAUUAAAAAUUCUGAAUUGCCGAUUAUGCAUAAAGACCAGCUGCCUUCAGAUUUCGUUUACUGCCCUGUUGAUGAUUUGCCACCGCAGAAUGUACACGGUGACAACCAAACUAAAAUAGAAUUUAGAUUAUACCUAAAGGGCAAUAAGGACCAUUAUAUACUUUUAGACGAAAAUGCUAUGGCAGUACAUAAGCACCAAAAGGUUUAUAGUAUAAAAAAUACUCCGCUAAAAAUCAUUACGCACGGCUGGAAGUCUUCUGUCGAAGAUAGGUCUGUGGUCCUCAUCAAAGAUGCGUACUUGGAGACCGACAACGUGAAUGUCAUAUCGUUCGAUUGGAGUUCUAUUGCUGACACGUAUUAUUGUGUAGCAGCAUUCUUGGCGAAUUUUGUCGCGGAAAUUAUGGCGCUGUUUUUGGAAGCUCUGCAUCUGAAACAUGGUGUUCGUGGGAAGGACAUGCAUUUGAUUGGACAUAGCUUAGGGGCGCAUGUGGUUGGGAUGGCAGCUUCGCAGACCAGCUUUGCGAUCAGUCGUGUGACAGGUCUUGAUCCCGCCGCUCCCUUAUUCGAGUGGCCGUUCCUCUUGCCUCCGUCCCUGAGGAUUGACUCUUCAAGUGCUGACUUUGUGGACAUUAUCCACUCUUGUGGGGAGCUUAUGGGGUUCGCAGGCCCCUUGGGACACGAGGACUUUUUCCCCAACAGCGGAAUGUUCCCGCAGCCUGGGUGUGAAGAUGAAGACUUCUAUACCUCUGCAUCUUGCAGCCAUGCCAGGGCAUAUGAGUACUUCACCGAUACAAUAUACGAUGGCACAGUUUACCCCUCGUGGAACUGCGAAUCAUGGGAAGCAUUCUUGGAUGGGAAGUGCACUAAUAUAAAUUAUAUGGGAGAAAGAGCUGUCCACGCUUUAACGGGGAAUUAUUACUUAUUUAUCAGCUACACAUCUAAAUAAUUUUGGCUCAA
Ostrinia furnacalis (Asian corn borer) is the source of this 1081-nucleotide messenger RNA. RefSeq names its product pancreatic triacylglycerol lipase-like. The transcript is spliced from 4 exons. Lineage: Eukaryota; Metazoa; Arthropoda; Insecta; Lepidoptera; Crambidae. The coding region runs from base 150 to 1070 and encodes 306 amino acids. The record is from RefSeq and is a predicted model, not a curated record. Gene Ontology annotation, biological process: lipid catabolic process. Gene Ontology annotation, molecular function: lipase activity; serine hydrolase activity.